Molecule: messenger RNA, 633 nt
Organism: Falco peregrinus (peregrine falcon)
Lineage: Eukaryota; Metazoa; Chordata; Aves; Falconiformes; Falconidae
Gene: RPL26L1
Product: ribosomal protein L26 like 1
Exons: 4
Coding region: 153-590 (145 amino acids)
Biological process (GO): cytoplasmic translation; ribosomal large subunit biogenesis
Cellular component (GO): ribosome; cytosolic large ribosomal subunit
Molecular function (GO): structural constituent of ribosome; RNA binding
Source: RefSeq, a predicted model, not a curated record
CCCUGCACCUGUGCCCGCCGCCCGCCAGGGGGCGCGGGUGGCCCCAGCGCCGCGCGCAGGGUCUCGCGAGUUCCCGGCGGCCGCUCGCGGAAGCGGAAGCGGAUGGUGUUUCUCUUUCCGGGCGAGCGUGGCGGCGGCAGCAGCGGGCCAAAAUGAAGUUCAAUCCAUUUGUGACCUCAGACCGCAGCAAAAACCGCAAACGACACUUCAAUGCACCUUCUCACAUUCGAAGAAAAAUAAUGUCCUCCCCACUUUCCAAGGAGUUGCGGCAGAAAUACAAUGUCCGCUCUAUGCCCAUUCGAAAGGAUGAUGAAGUCCAGGUUGUCCGGGGACACUACAAAGGACAGCAGAUUGGCAAGGUGGUCCAGGUGUACAGAAAAAAAUAUGUCAUCUACAUUGAACGUGUUCAGCGUGAGAAGGCUAAUGGCACAACUGUCCACGUGGGGAUCCAUCCCAGCAAGGUGGUGAUCACUAGGCUAAAACUGGACAAAGACCGCAAAAAGAUCUUGGAGCGUAAAGCAAAAUCUCGCCAGGUUGGCAAGGAGAAGGGCAAAUACAAGGAAGAAACAAUCGAAAAGAUGCAAGAAUAGAUGGGUUCCUAUUUGACACCAUUAAAGAACUGCUAAAAUUAAA